ACUGACUUUAUCCAUGCGUUAGCCAGCCAGUCUGAGAUUCACAUUCUUGGUCUUAUUGAGACUUGGAUUCGUCCUGAAGACUCAGCCACACCCGCUGCUCUCUCCACAAACUACUCCUCUCACACUCCCCGCCAAACUGGAAGAGGAGGAGGCACAGGUUUGCUUAUGUAACGAGUUAUAAUAAAUACAAUACAAGUUUAAUGUAUUGUUGCUUUUUCACUAAAAUCCUUAUUAUUUUAUUACUGAUGUAUUUCCGUUUUUCUCUGAGCAAUAUAUGUUGAUCUUUACGAUUUAUUCUCCAGAGACUUUUAUUUUGAUAUUUUCUUCUGCCGCUGUUGUGGUGCCAUUUUGAAGUGUGUGCGCGCCUCUCUUCAGUUUGCAUUGCAUGCGGUGGAGAGAGGUGAUGUAAUGAUGAGAUCUUCACAAGCAGUUUGUCAUCUUUGUUGAUGUUGAUUCACAGGUAUUCCACAUCUUUCAAUGUUAUGUGUAUUAUUUUUGAUUGUUAAUGGAGUUUGCAUUGCAUGCGGUGGAGAGAGGUGAUGUAAUGAUGAGAUCUUCACAAGCAGUUUGUCAUCUUUGUUGAUGUUGAUUCACAGAUGGUGAUCAGUCCAUGUUGGGUGUGAGCGACUAUUAAUAAACAUCCCUGGUUUGGUGAACCGCAGUAACAGUGUCCUGGUCCUUCUAUUACACAACGCAGAGACAGUAGCGUAACAGCGGUCAGUUGCAGACCGGUUACAUUGGUGCCGUGACCCGGAUCAGAAGAUUUGCUUCAGGAUCAAUGUCAGUUGGGUCGCCGAGGGACGCUGCAUUGAGGUUCAGUUUUGUUGAUAAAAGAACUGUGAGAAUACAACGGACAUUUGAUAUUUCUUAAAUCGAAUUAUGCAUUUUCCCAUUUAAGUGAUUUAUUUUUCUCACGUUUUCUGAUAUUUUGCAAUUGUUUAUUCUGUUUGAAAAUUAAUCUUAAAGCGUAAACAUGGCAUUUAGUUUAAAAGAUGAUGAAGUUGAUGCUUAUGAGACAAUUACGGGGUUAGGUCUUGGGAGGGGAAGAUUUUUUAGUGAAACCCCAAUUGUGAGACAGCGUAAUGUGAACAGAACACCUCCUGUGUUAAGCUCCACGCGUGUGACUGAUCAUGAUACUGUGCCCUUAGCUGUUCCAGACAUAGCAGAUCCAAAUUGGCAAGGUUUGAUAGCACAUAUUGCUCAACAAGUGGGGCAAACCAUGUUAGCAUCUCAAAAAGAGGCUAGUUAUGGUGGAGGAGAGAAAAAGGGUGCACAGACACAGGGGUUAGGUACCAGUUAGACAUUCUCAGACAUCCCUUCACUUAACUUGACUGGAGUGAGAUUGGUUGUGCAAAGUGAAGCAAAAGAGCCCCCAGUCUACCGUGGUGAUGCAUCAGACAAGCUUGGUGUGCGUGAGUGGGAGGAGCUGAUGGACACAUAUUUGAGAAAGAGAGGAAUACCAUUAGCAGAGCAGCAUCAAGAGAUUAUAAGCAGAUUGAUGGGCAAAGCUAAAGAUGUCGUCAAAGUCACUCUUCGCUGUAAUCCAGCUUUGAACCCAGUUGAAAACCCAAGGGUUAUCAUCGACAUCCUGAAACAACAUUUUAGCGAUGUUAAUUACUCAUGUAUGCCCUUGGCUGAUUUCUAUGGAACUGUGCCAUUAGCAGGAGAGGAUCCUGUCGAGUACUGGGUGCGUUUGAACAAAGCAGUGGAUUUUGCAGAGGAAGCUUUAAAGAGACUUGGGCGACGAAUGGAAGAUCCAUGCCAAGAAGCUGCAAUGAUGUUCGUGAAAUACUGCCCUGAUUCCACUCUUGCUGCAGUUUUCCGUUUCAAAGCUCCAGAAAAGUGGACCGCACAGGAAAUCCAAGAACAGCUUGACCGGUACCACACAGAGUUAAAAGAGCAGAUGUCAGUCAAGCCAAAGCGUCACCCUGUUACAAGACAUGUCACCGCUCACGUUCAGACAUUCAAUGAGGAUGAACAGGAUGUUGACUCUCCAGAGCUAGGUGAGUGCAGCAGAGCCAGUAAUGCACACACUGUACAGGAUGACAAUUGUAUGAGAACUCUGAUUAAUCUCCUUGAUCGUGCACUCGCUCAAAAUGCCCAAAUGCCAUCCCGCCAGCCCCAAAGCAAGCUCUGUAGAGUAUGCCAAUCUCAUGAUCACUCUACCGUAACACAUUGUCGACGAGAACAUCUGUGUUUUGCAUGCUUUCAGCCUGGACACAGUAAGAGGGAUUGUACAAGUGACAGGUCCAGACCUGGUCCAGCACAAUUCCGGGGUCCAUUAGGUUUAAACUAG
This is a messenger RNA of Triplophysa dalaica, 2296 nucleotides long. RefSeq lists its product as uncharacterized. The record is from RefSeq and is a predicted model, not a curated record. Gene Ontology annotation, molecular function: zinc ion binding; nucleic acid binding. Bases 1430 to 2296 code for a protein of 288 amino acids. The transcript is spliced from 2 exons. Lineage: Eukaryota; Metazoa; Chordata; Actinopteri; Cypriniformes; Nemacheilidae.